This is a messenger RNA of Mizuhopecten yessoensis (Yesso scallop), 1126 nucleotides long. Its product is annotated as ATP-dependent RNA helicase A-like. The transcript is spliced from 4 exons. Bases 34 to 600 code for a protein of 188 amino acids. The record is from RefSeq and is a predicted model, not a curated record. NCBI's taxonomy places the organism in Eukaryota, Metazoa, Mollusca, Bivalvia, Pectinida, Pectinidae.
GGUAGACAUGGGGGUGGUGUUAUUGGGAGUGGGAUGCUCGGCGUCGGUGGCAUUCGUGGAGGUAUAGGACAGAUGGGACCGUACUACGGAGGCUACGGCAGGACAGGCGGCGUCAUGGGAGGAAUUAAUACCAAUACCGGAAGGGGCGGAGUAAUUGGCGGAGGGGUACGCGGGUUUGGAGUUGGACGAAUAAAUGGCGGUUUUGAUGAUAUGAGCAAAGGUUACAGCAAAGGGUACAGCAAGGGAUACAGCAAAGGGAACGGACCUGUAAUUAGACAACGUGUUCUUCCCCGAGUUCAGCCAAGGAUCCAGUAUCAACCACAAAUCCGCAUGCCCUCCUACAAUAGAGGAAUCGCUGGAAUGGGAAGAAUGCCAUACACCAAGGGAGUUCCAUAUCAGUCCCGCUCUCUAGGGAUCGGUGGUUUCCGUCGCCCCUCGAAGGGAAUGGGAGGAAUCGGGAUGGGAAGUUUGGGGGUCCCGAUGUAUCCCCAGAGGACCAUGACAAGGGGCAGCCUCAGUUUCGGAGCGAACAGACCUAGUUCCAAAGGCUAUUCAAAGGGCUACUAUUCCAAGGGGUACUCCAAGGGUAGAAGCUAUUAGACAUGGUUGACGAUGUCCCGCCUCAGGCGGAGCAGACGACAGGAGCAGACGACAUCCAGUGUCAUGGUGACAAUGGCGUAUAUUUCCAUUAUGACUGGUCACUUCAGGUGAUCAGGAGUUCAACGGACAGGACCUAGGUGUUGGAUUAACGACACUUUGAUUUAUGGCUUACCGACACAAAUGGGAAAUCGUGGCUGUAAAUAAGUUUCUGGAGCACAACUACACGAAACUGUGGCUAUAUUUACACCGAUACUAGACAAUACAUAUAGCAGGAUUAUCUUAUACGAAUUAUGAUGUCAGAGGAAUUAUACGUAAACAUUAAUUUUGUAUGAAAAGCUAUGUCUGGAAAAUGAAUGCAUUAUUUCUUGUAUUUACAUUAUUAUUCAAUUUUUAAGAUAUAUAUGGCAAUUUUAAUCACAUAAACACUAUUUUUAUCAAUAUACUUUGUUUGUUAUUAACAAUGUACUCCACCCAUAUGUAUAUAAACAUUGAUAUGUAUGCAUCUUAUUAAUAAAGGUUAAUUGCA